Lathyrus sativus (Indian pea) is the source of this 516-nucleotide messenger RNA. The record is from the annotation of a GenBank genome assembly. NCBI's taxonomy places the organism in Eukaryota, Viridiplantae, Streptophyta, Magnoliopsida, Fabales, Fabaceae.
AUGGCCGUUUCAAUUUCAGCCUCCUCCACCAUAACUCUCUCUUCUUUGAACUCUAGCACUCGUGUGGGAGCUUCGUCUUCUUCUCCGCAACUUCAAUUUCCUCUUCGAACUCGCUUUCUUCCAAUUGGUACUCGCCGUCUUCCUGCUUCUUCCCGCCCUAGAUUCCUGGUUCAAGCAAAGAAACAAACAUUUUCCUCUUUUGAUGAUUUGCUUGCUAACUCAGACAAGCCUGUAUUUGUUGACUUCUAUGCAACCUGUAAUCCAAUGUUGGUUUACAGGUGUGGUCCUUGUCAGUUCAUGGUUCCCGUCCUUGAGGAAGUAAGCACGCAGCUUAAUGAUCUGAUACAAGUAGUUAAGAUUGAUACUGAAAAGUAUCCCAGUAUUGCCAGCAAAUACAAAAUUGAGGCAUUGCCAACUUUCAUCAUCUUUAAGGAUGGAAAACCUUUCGACCGCUUUGAGGGAGCAUUAACUGCGGAUAAGCUAAUUGAACGCAUAGAAACCAGUCUCAAAAGUUAA